This is a messenger RNA of Durio zibethinus, 5748 nucleotides long. Its product is annotated as protein MODIFIER OF SNC1 1-like. Gene Ontology annotation, biological process: epigenetic regulation of gene expression. NCBI's taxonomy places the organism in Eukaryota, Viridiplantae, Streptophyta, Magnoliopsida, Malvales, Malvaceae. The record is from RefSeq and is a predicted model, not a curated record.
AGAGAAAUUUUUUUUCAUAAUUUCUAUUUCAACUUUUUUUUAUUUUUUUUCCAUUACAUUAAAUCUAACUUUUAUAGGAUAAACAUUCCACAUUGGAACAGAAAAGAAAUCUUGCUUGGAAACCAUGAGCUUUGUAUGCUCUCUUUGCAGCCAUUCAACCACUAGGCCAGGAAGACUUGGGAUUUUGAUUUGAUAUUAAAAGCAGGAGUCACUCAUGCGAGAACUUUUUUUUUUUUUUUAAUUUUCAAAAACCUCACUUUUUUCUUCUUCAGUUCCUUUAUUUUUUUCCUUCUUCCUUUCAUCUGAUUUCAAGCCCAUCCGUUGCUUUUGCAGCCCCGUCGAUCUCCUUCUAUUUCCCAAUCACUUUUUUUUUUUCCCCUUCUCGCGAUCUCACGAAAUCUGUGAGGUUUCGAUCACUUUCUCUUUCUCUCUCCAUCUUUUUUUUUUUUUAAAUUAAGGACACCGCUUUUUGUGAUUUUUUCUCUCUCUCUAGGGUUUCCUUGAAGGGACGACCCCAAGAAUCCCAUCUUAUCUCAGGUUUUGUUCAAUCUGUUUGAAUGACUUUGCAGCAAAAUCUGAAUCAUGACAUCAAGUAUGCUAUCUGGAGAACGAAGAUGGGCCUCUGCAAGACGAAGUGGCAUGACUGUUUUGGGAAAAGUUGCUGUUCCAAAACCUAUAAACUUACCCAGUCAAAGGUUAGAAAAUCAUGGCCUGGAUCCUAAUGUGGAAAUUGUUCCCAAGGGAACCCUUAGUUGGGGCAGUAAAUCAUCUUCUUCAUCAAAUGCAUGGGGCUCCUCAACAUUGUCUCCAAAUACUGAUGGCUGUAGCAGUUCACCUAGUCAUCUCUGUGCCCGCCCUUCAUCUGGUGGAAGUGGCACACGACCUUCAACCGCAGGUAGUGACAAAGCACAUGAACCUUCUAACGCCUGGGGUUCAAAUUCUAGUCCAUCAUCAGCUUCUGGGGCAUUGGCUUCAAAUCAGACAUCACUUGCAUCUUUGCAUCCUCACAGUGCGGAAACUAGACCUGGUAGCUCUCUGUUAUCCCGGUUUGCUGAAGCUGUGCCUGAAAAUUCAGGGGCAUGGAGUGCAGCUAGGAUGACAGAAAAGUUGGGAAUGCCUUCUUCCAAGGAUGAUGGGUUUUCUCUCACUUCUGGAGAUUUUCCUACUCUUGGGUCUGAAAAAGAUACCUCUGGAAAGAACUCUGAGUUGCAAGAACUUGGUUCUCAAGGUCGUCCCUGCUCAUCCUCUGGAGUAGCACCAAUGAAGGAGAGGACUGGGACUUCUAUUGUUGUUGACAUUUCUGUAAAUGCAAAUCUAAAGAGUGGAAAUGCAAAUUCUUGGAGAAGAGAUAAUCCUCCAUACAGUGAAGAUGGUGUCCGCCCAAGCUUGGAGAAGUGGCAUGCAGAUCCCCAAGGACACCAUCCAUACCCUAAUACUGGCAUUCCCCUGCAGCAUUAUGAUUCUUGGCAUGGCCCACCAGUAAACAAUCAUCCAGGUGGUGUUUGGUAUAGAGGACCUCCAACAGGUCUUCCAUAUGGGCCACCUGUUGCUCCUGGGGGCUUUCCUUUGGAACCAUUUCCUUACUAUCAACCUCAGAUUCCAGGUAGUGUUCUUGCUAAUCCACAGCCAGUUCCUCCUCCAGGAGUGGGACCAAGGGGACCUCAUCAAAAAACUGGAGAUAUGUACCGAGGCCCUAUGCCUGAUGCUUUUAUCCACCCAGGUAUGUCAAUUAGGCCUGCUUUUUACCCUGGUCCUAUUCGGGUGGCCUAUGAGGGCUACUAUGGUCCUCCCAUGGGCUAUUGUAAUUCAAAUGAACGAGAUAUACCAUUUAUGGGAAUGCCAAGUGGCGCUUCAGCUCACAACCGGUAUCCAGGUCAAAAUGUUCCAGAUCCUGGUGGUUCCCAUGGCAAUCCUCUGGGAAAAGCAUUUGCUGCAGAGCAUUUGGAAUCUGGCUAUCCUCAUGAUACACGAGGACUGUACAUGGUUCUUCUGAACCAGCAUGAUGGUGGGGAAGGAAAAGAUGAAGAGCACAGGUCAGAGGAGAAUCCAACAGCCACUGUAGAAAAGAGUGAUAAAAAGAGAACAUCGUCAUGGGAAAAUGACUGGAAAGCGGAUCAGAGAAAGGAGGAAGAAGUCUUAAGGACAGUUGUUGAAGAAGCUUCCACUCAGAUUAUUGACUACCAUGGAGGGGAUUCUAUCUUGGGCAAAGUGAAGUCAUCUGAAGGUGUGGAAAAUGCCAAGGCAUAUGGUAAAAUUGCAGUGAUGAAAAUGGAUCAUCCAGAAGUGCCUGCUGCUGCAAAAGAUUCCAGUCUAAUUCAGAAAAUAGAGGGUUUAAAUGCAAAGGCUCGGGCCUCUGAUGGACGAUGCGAGUCCAUAUCUGUUUGCAGUAGGGAGGAGCAGAAACAUAAAUCACAAGUAGUUAGUUCCAAGGCUAAGAAUUUUGCAAAUGAAGGUGCAACUGGUUCUUGUGCUGUAUUUCCUGAUGUAGCAUCUGUUUCUGGAAUGACUGGACCUACCUCUAAGGAAUUAGGUGUUUCUGCCGGAGUUAAGAGCCUUGAUUUGCCAGCUGUUGCUGGAGCAGGCAUAGACAGAUCUACCCAUAGUAUGGAUGGUAGAACUGAUCGUCGAGGCAGGGGAAGAUUCAAGUCUCAAGAUGUUGAUGGAUGGCACAAGAAACCUCCAUUUACAGAUUUGUCAAACAUAAAAUCCAACACACAUUCUGAAAAUCCUUCUGAUGCAAAUGUGGAAAACUAUACGUCUUUAGAGGCUUCAGAGAAGUCUGGAUCAUAUGUCCAAGCAAGAGAUGAGGGAGAGUCCAUGCCACAUGUACUUGAUCCAAGUGAUAGUCAAUCACAGCAUGCCAUGAUGAGGGAACUUGCAAAGCAGCGUGUCAAACAACGACAAAAAGAGGAGGAAGAGUGGGCUAGAGACCAGAAGGCUAAGGCUAAUGCUAAAUUGGAAGUGUUGAACAGACGUACACAAGCAGCUGAAGGUUUAACUCAGAAGUUGGAAUCUGUUCCAGAUAGUGCUGUCCAUAAUAAAGAAGAAUCCCAAACUCUCGCAGGAGAAACUAUCAUCUCUAUCAGAUCUGAAGUAACAAGCUUGAUUUCUAGCCCCACUGUAGUUGCAGGUGCUCUACAAAGCACCACUGGGGAACUUGAAAAUCCCACUCUUUUGUCCAUUCAACAACCUUUGGUGUCAAUAAAGAAUGUCCAUAAGGCAACUGCAGAUACACAUAACCAUUUUUUGCCCUUGGAACAGAGAGUUAAUAAUGCUGAUGCUGCUCUCCAUAAUCACCCACAGGUUAGCGAUGGUAGCACUUCAAAGCAGAAGCAUGUAGGCUAUAAAAAAAAGGAUUAUAACUCAUUGGAUAAGAGUUCCAGUGAGAAGUAUAUUUCUGCAAGUACAACUGAAUUGCCAAAUAUUCAUACUGAUUUAGCAGUUGAUGUGGCUCCAUCUGCUGAGGCUGUUAUAAAUGAGAUUGCCUCAAUCUCUGAGUCUAUUUCUACACAAAAUGUUGUGAAUGAGCCCUUAAUGCAACAGAAAAGGAAAAAUAACAGGAGUGGCAAGAACAAGCACAAAGUGGAGAAGGCAUCAUAUAUGCCUCCUUUACCAUCUGGGAUUUCAAAAGAAGCAAAUCUUACUAGUUCUUCUGUUGAGGGUUUGAAGCCAAAGUCAUCUGAAUCUGAGCUGGAUCCUAGCUCAUUUCAGUCUCUGACUGGUUCAAAGGAUGGAAAUCGGUCUUCAGAGCAGGAAUCAGCUUUUCCUAAUGAAGAAGCCUACAGCCGAGCGAAUAACCAGAAAUUUCAGCAUUCUCUAAGGAUGCCACGAAAUCCACAAGUUCAUAGAUCUGCAAUCCAUGGUGGUGAUGCUGUCAUCUGGGCACCUGUUCAGUCACAUAACAAAUCUGAGGUUACUGAGGAGGCCAGCCAUAAGUCCAUAGUUGAGGCUGUUGCUCCACAGGCAAAGGAUGAUGCUCAAGUGCAGUAUAAUACAAGAAACAAGAGGGCAGAGAUGGAGAGGUACAUCCCAAAGCCUGUUGCAAAAGAAAUGGCUCAGCAAGUAAUUAGUCAACAACCAGUAGCUCCUUCAGACAAUCAGACUGUAGCAGAUGAGAUAAUGGGAAGAGCAGAUUCUGGGUCUCAUGGAGUUGAAUGUUCUCAACCUGCGGGCACAGCCAUGGGGAAGGUAGGAAACACUACAGAGUCGAGGAAUGAUGGUAGGCAGAGUAGGCAGGGAAGAGGACAUCAAUCUUGGCACCAAUGGACCUCAGCUGAAGCAACUUUGCAAGGCUAUCAAGAUGGACAUUAUUCCAACCCAAAUAAAAAUGCUCAGAAAUCAGCAGAGCAGAACCAACAGCAGAAGCCUGAUUUGAACCUAGUGAAAGAGCGGCCCAAGUAUGAUGAAUGGAACACUUCUGAUGGUUCGAACAUUCCGGAAAAUCCUGAUUCUGUUGUACCACCAGUAGUUCCUGUUAUAAGAGAUCAUGGAAUGACAGGCAGAGGAAAGUGGCAUGCAUUCAAGGGACACAAAAGUGGGAGAAACAAUUAUGAUUUUGAUCCCAAGAAAAUUAAUAUCGGUGAAGCUGAUAAACUUGACCCAAAAUCUUCGGUCACUGAGAUGGUUCAGUCUGAUUCACCUGCUGCUUCAGAAGAAAAUCAUGGUGCUGGGGAUCGAACAACAUCUCAUUGGCAACCCAAAUCUUCAGCCAUCCAUCAAAGAGGAAGCAGGCCUGAUAGUGAUCAAAAUGUUGCGGCUGAAAUUGGUAGGACAAACAAAAAAAAUUCUACUCAGUUUAGGGUGUCACAUCCCUCUCAACGAGAAAGAGAAACCAGUGAAAGUAUGACUCAACGUCUUAAAGAUCAAUAUAUCUCUGAUAAAAGAAGCGUUGAAGAAACACAUAAUGUUGGGUAUCAUGACUCCAAGAGGGAAAGGAAGGUAGCUUCACUUAAAGGAUGCCCACACUACCCAAACCAAGGUCCUGGUCUUCCGGUCGAAGAUCCUCCAUCGCAUGUGGAUACUAGAAAUGAACAGUGCUCAAUGGCAGGGUUUCAUAAAAAUGGAAACCAAAAUAACCGAUUUGGCAGAGGGCAUGAAUUUCGUGGUGAUUGGAGCUCAUCUGGUCAAGAAAUUAAGCAGCACAACCCACCUGCAAACUGUCAAAGGCAGAGGCAGAAUUCACAUUAUGAGUACCAUCCAGUUGGACCCCAAAAUAAUAGAGCAAAUAAUCUCGAAGGACCAAAAGAUGGUUCUCAUGGUACCGGUGCAAGGUUCAGUGAGAGGGGUGAGAGUCACUCAAGGCGUGGUGCAGGAAACUUCCACGGACAGCAAAGUGGCAGUUUUAGAGUAGAUGGUGCUUAUGAUGAGUAAGGAAGGGAUUCAGAAUUGGUUAUUUAUUUGGUAAAAAGCCGCCCUGCCAUGAACAAAACUCGUUUGAUCCCAAAUAUUUUUAGAUAUUCAUGAGUAGGCAGCAUUUUUCAGUUGUAAAUACUAUUAAAUCAUCUAUGAACAGACGGUGUAUAUGUGAAUAGGGUCAGGAGAAAAGCAGCUGGUGCCUAGGCAAAACAUAAUAGCUGUUGAUCAGAGGUACACAAAUGCGGUUUAUGUCAUUUUGUAUUUUCCAGUGUAAUUUGGUCACAGUUUGUGUUCUGUAGGACCCUGGGCACAUUUGUUUGAGCCUUCUAUUUGGAAUGAAGUAGUCAACAAGUUUUGUCUCCCUCUUCAUUUUGAUCUAUAUCAUCUAUCUUG